GAUCGCAGCCAUGGCGGCGACGGCGCAGCUGGCGGGCAGGCUCGCCGGAGCGGCGCUGCGGGUGGCGCUCGCGGCGGCGCUGGCGCUGCUCCUCCCGGCCUACCGCGUCUACAGGCUCACGGCCUCCCUCCUCGGCGCGCUCUUGCACGAGGACGACGUCGCCGGCAAGGUCGUCCUCAUCACCGGCGCCUCCUCCGGCAUCGGCGAGCAUCUGGCUUACGAGUACGCGAGGAGGGGAGCGUACCUGGCGCUGGUGGCGAGGAGAGAGGAGAGCCUCCGGGAGGUCGGCGACGCGGCGGCGGCGCUCGGCUCGCCGGGCGUCCUCGUCACGCCGGCCGACGUCUCCAGCCCCGACGACUGCCGCAAGUUCGUGGACGACACCAUCCGCUACUUCGGUAGAUUGGAUCACCUGGUGAACAAUGCGGCGAUCUGGCAGGUUGGCAAGUUCGAAGAGGUUACCGAUGUCAAUCACUUCAGAAAACUGAUGGACAUCAACUUUUGGGGCCACGUGUAUCCAACCCGGUACGCCAUCCCUCACCUGAAGAAGACCCAUGGCCGCAUCGUCGGCGUCACCUCCAACUCGUCCUACAUCUUCAUACCAAGAAACACCUUCUACAAUGCAAGCAAGGCGGCGGUGCUCAAUUUCUACGACACGCUGAGGAUGGAGCUCGCCGGCGACGUCGCCGUAACCGAGGUCGUCCCCGGGGUGGUCGAGUCGGAGAUCACCAAGGGGAAGAUGCUCACCAAGGACGGCGCCAUGGCAGUAGACCAAGCCGAGAGAGACGUACGUCCCUCCCGUCUUGCGCAGCACUGUAUUUUACAACCUUAA
This is a messenger RNA of Oryza brachyantha (malo sina), 829 nucleotides long. RefSeq names its product 11-beta-hydroxysteroid dehydrogenase A-like. The record is from RefSeq and is a predicted model, not a curated record. Gene Ontology annotation, molecular function: oxidoreductase activity. The transcript has 6 exons. NCBI's taxonomy places the organism in Eukaryota, Viridiplantae, Streptophyta, Magnoliopsida, Poales, Poaceae. Bases 11 to 829 code for a protein of 272 amino acids.